UUUAGCAGUUGGUCCAGUAUCAAUAGCAUCACUAGUAAUGGGUUCUAUGCUUAAAGAAGUAGUCUCACCAACUGAAGACCCAACUCUGUAUCUGAAAUUGGCUCUCACUUCAACCUUCUUUGCUGGUGUAUUUCAAACAUCUUUGGGUCUACUUAGGUUGGGAUUCAUAAUCGAUUUCCUUUCGAAGCCGACUUUAACUGGGUUCACAGCUGGGGCAGCUGUUAUUGUAGGUCUACAGCAGCUUAAAGGAAUGCUUGGGAUUACUCACUUUACUCCUAAGAUGCAAAUUGUCAAUGUGCUGUCUUCUGUUUUUAGCACCACAAAAGAGUGGUCAUGGCAAACUGUUGUGAUGGGGAUGUGUUUCUUGAUCUUUCUACUGGCAACAAGGCAUAUUAGCAUCAAAAAGCCACAGCUCUUUUGGAUUUCAGCAGCCGCUCCAUUAGCAUCCGUAAUUCUGUCAACAGCUUUAGUCUAUGCCUUCAGAGCUCACACUUCUGCCAUUUCAAUCAUUGGACACUUGUCGAAGGGUUUGAAUCCGCCAUCCUCGAACAUGCUAUCUUUCAGUGGAACUCAUCUUCCCCUUGCUGUAAAAACGGGCAUUGUAUCCGGGAUUUUGUCUCUCACUGAAGGUAUCGCAGUUGGAAGGACUUUUGCUUCGCUAAGAAAUUAUCAAAUUGAUGGGAAUAAAGAAAUGAUAGCAAUCGGUGUUAUGAAUAUGGCUGGUUCUGGUACUUCAUGCUAUGUAACAACAGGAUCAUUUUCUAGAUCAGCAGUAAUCUUUAAUGCUGGAGCACAGACAGCAGUAUCGAACAUAGUUAUGGCAGCAACCGUCAUGAUCACACUGCUAUUCCUGCUGCCGUUGUUUUACUUUACUCCCAAUGUCAUCUUAGCGGCGAUUAUUAUAACUGCUGUUAUUGGGCUGAUCAAUUAUCAAGAAGUCAUUAAGUUUUGGAGGGUUGAUAAGUUCGACUUCAUGACAUGUUUAAUUGCAUUCUUUGGUGUUCUUUUCUUCUCUGUUCAAAUGGGCCUCGCAAUUGCUGUCGGGGUUUCAAUAUUCAAGAUUCUGAUGAAUGUGACAAGACCAAAUACAAUGGUGUUAGGGAAUAUUCCUGGGACACAAGUAUUCCAAAAUGUUGGCCGUUAUGGAGACGCUACAAGGGUUCCAUCAUUCUUCAUACUUGCGAUUGAAUCUCCCAUCUGCUUUGCAAAUUCUGCAUAUCUUCAAGAGAGGAUAUUAAGAUGGGUUAGAGAGGAGGAAGAAAGGAUUUUAGAAAACAAAGAGCAAGACAUGAAAACCAUAAUCUUGGACCUGACAGCUGUAACUGCCAUAGACACCAAUGGACUUGAAGCAAUAGUUGAAAUCAGAAAGAUGCUCGAUAAGCGAUCGUAUAAGCUGGUGUUGGUGAAUCCAUUGGGACAAGUGAUGGAGAAACUGGAAACUUCAAAGACACUGGAACUUUUUGGGGAAAGAGGAUUGUAUCUCACAGUUGGAGAAGCCAUUGCAGAUAUAUCCAAAAGGUCCAAGAUUGAGGUCUAAGUCACUUGUUACAAUGGGUAGUUGAAUCCCGAUUGUCUUAUUUUUACACGAUAGAUCAGAGGAUCCCUAUUUUAUUUUUUU
This is a messenger RNA of Papaver somniferum (opium poppy), 1618 nucleotides long. Its product is annotated as probable sulfate transporter 3.4. Gene Ontology annotation, cellular component: membrane. The coding region runs from base 38 to 1537 and encodes 499 amino acids. Gene Ontology annotation, biological process: transmembrane transport. The record is from RefSeq and is a predicted model, not a curated record. The transcript is spliced from 10 exons. NCBI's taxonomy places the organism in Eukaryota, Viridiplantae, Streptophyta, Magnoliopsida, Ranunculales, Papaveraceae.